UGCUCAUGUCAUGCUGUUGCUCCUCCUCCUCCUCUUGUCUCUUCAGAUUGGAGAUAGGAGAGCUGAACGUGAAAGUCAAAAUACUUACGAAGGAAACGGAAUGUUAGGAAAGGAAAAGAGGAAGUGAAAGUAGGCAGAAAGGAAGGGAACUUGAUGCAUGGCAAAUUGACUGACAACAGACAGCAGCCCAACAAGGCAUAACACUUGAAAAGGAAACGAAAGACACUUUUUUUUUUUUUUUUUUUACAGGGAAGGAAAGAAAGGCAGAAUUUAAUGUUUUUUGAGAGAUAAAAGAGGUAAAGGGUCAAUUUGUGGCGGCAACAUCAGGAGAGGAUCUGGAGGGCAACAGGACAAGAUACAACCUUUUUUCUAUUUUAUUGUUUUGCUCCUUUUGAGCUAAAAAGUAUUGGGAUUCAUCUUCUCGUUGCUGCUUAAUUGCUUGGAGGAUGCAUGGAUUUAUUUUCUAGUAUGUUUCAGAACCAAAAUAGCAAAUGGUGCUCUUGCGUCGCUUAUUAGACAUUGAAGACAGUGAAAGUAUCGACGAGAAGCCCCUAUCAAAUGGAGAUGUCUAUAUUGGUAGCUUUAAGGGAUCACUUCCCCAUGGCAAGGGUAAAUAUAUAUGGUCCGAUGGAACAGUGUACGAGGGUGACUGGGAAGAAGGUAAAAUUACUGGGAAAGGACAGAUACUUUGGUCAUCAGGAGCAAUAUAUGAAGGUGAUUUCUCUGGUGGUUACCUUCAUGGAAUUGGCACCUUUACAGGACUUGAUGGGUCUGAAUACAGAGGGGCCUGGAGAAUGAAUAUACAGCAUGGGCUUGGAAUGAAACGAUAUUCUAAUUUAGAUAUUUAUGAAGGUUCUUGGAAGGAGGGGAUGAAUGAAGGCUGUGGCAGGUACUCUUGGAAUAGUGGAAAUAUGUAUAUCGGGAAUUGGAAAGGCGGAAAAAUGUGUGGCAGAGGGGUUAUGAAAUGGGAAAAUGGUGAUGUUUUUGAUGGCUUUUGGCUGAAUGGUCUUAGACAUGGAUCUGGAGUUUAUAGGUUUUCUGAUGGGGGAUACUACUUUGGAAUGUGGAGUAUGGGCCUUAAGGAUGGAAAAGGAACAUUCCACCCAGCUGGAACUAAACAUCCGUCUCUAAGGAAGUGGGGCAGCUCCAUAGGCUGUGAUGGAAUUGGAAGAAAUUUGUUAUCUCAUAGUUCCUCUAUAAAUUCAGAGGAAGUCAGGGUUCCAAAACCAAAUUUCUUGGGCAGUCUAUCUGGGAAAAUGUCAAUCAGUAAAAUCUUAAAAGAUCCUGUCCGAUUAUCACAAAGAAAUGCCUUACUAGAUGAAAAAUGGAGUCUUUGUAAUCCUUCCGGAGAAUUUAUAUAUCGCGAACCAUCAUGUACGCUGUCCCAAACCUCUGAAGAAGGUCAAAGUGGGGUGCAGAAUAACUCUACUGUAGUUUAUGAAAGGGAAUACUUGCAAGGAGUUUUGAAAAACGAGAAAGUUAGAGGUACAGAGCUAUCCCGCAAAACUAAACAGAGAAAAAAAUUUCAUGUGAAAGAAGCAAAAAGGAAGUCAUGUGUGGAUAUUUUUGAAGGACAACGGAGCUAUUAUCUAAUGCUUAAUUUGCAACUUGGUAUAAGGUACACUGUUGGCAAGAUUACACCAGUGCCUAUGCGUGAAGUUCGAGAUUCUGAUUUUGGAGAUCGAGCUAGAAUAAGGAUGUAUUUUCCCAGAAAGGGUUCCCAGUUUACACCUCCACACUAUUCUAUUGAUUUCUAUUGGAAAGACUACUGCCCUAUGGUCUUCAGGAAUUUAAGGGAGAUGUUCAAGCUAGAUGCAGCUGAUUACAUGAUGUCCAUUUGCGGUGAUGAUGGUCUAAGGGAGCUUUCUUCCUCUGGAAAAAGUGGCAGUAUCUUCUAUCUUUCACAUGAUGAUAGAUUUGUGAUUAAGACAUUAAAAAAGUUCGAACUAAAGACCCUUCUGCAGAUGCUUCCAAACUAUUACAUUCAUGUAGGGAAGUAUGAAAAUACACUCAUCACAAAAUUUUUUGGGGUUCACCGAAUUACAUUGAGAGGUGGGAGAAAGGUACGUUUUGUAGUCAUGGGAAAUAUGUUUUGCACAGAAUUAAGAAUUCAUCGUCGCUUUGACCUGAAGGGGUCAACUCAAGGGAGAUACACAGAUGAAGAUAAGGUUGGAGAAAAUACCACGCUAAAAGAUCUUGAUCUAGAAUACGAGUUUCUUAUGGACAAAUUAUUACGAAAAUCGCUUUUCAAGCAACUCUCUUUGGACUGCAGUUUUUUAGAAUCUCAACAGAUAAUUGAUUAUAGCCUUCUCUUGGGAUUACAUUUUAGAGCACCUGAACAGUUGAGAUCCAUCUUAGAACCUCCAGCUACAAUGCUGAAUGAUGCUGGUUUACCUGCAGAUGGUAUAAACUCGCAAGGGCAUCUCUCAACUCCUCCAAAAGGCCUUCUCCUAGUGACCCAUGAACCCGGCUUUGUGAGCACUGCACCGGGACCUCACAUCAGAGGAAAUACAUUGAAAGCAUACUCUCUUGGUGAGAGGGAGGUUGAUCUCUUGCUGCCUGGCACUGGAAGGUUGCGGGUGCAGCUAGGAGUGAACAUGCCAGCUCAGGCUAGCCACAAGCUGACGCGGGACGAGGUUGAUUCAGCAGAGAUUGAGCUUUUCGAGGUUUACGAUGUUGUUCUCUACAUGGGCGUAAUAGAUAUAUUACAGGAAUACAAUGUGAAAAAGAAAGUUGAGCAUGCUUGCAAAUCCUUAAAAUUUGACCCUCUGUCGAUUUCUGCAGUUGAGCCCAAAUUGUAUGCAAAACGUUUCCUCAAUUUCUUGCACAAAGUUUUCCCAGAGCAGCCAUGAAAUUGAAAAGAGCUGCUCCUGUUUAUUAACUACCAUAGAUCCUUUGGCAAAGGUUUCCCUUUCCUGUUC
This is a messenger RNA of Populus trichocarpa (black cottonwood), 2921 nucleotides long. RefSeq names its product phosphatidylinositol 4-phosphate 5-kinase 8. Bases 492 to 2852 code for a protein of 786 amino acids. The transcript is spliced from 10 exons. Gene Ontology annotation, biological process: phosphatidylinositol metabolic process. Gene Ontology annotation, molecular function: ATP binding; 1-phosphatidylinositol-4-phosphate 5-kinase activity. NCBI's taxonomy places the organism in Eukaryota, Viridiplantae, Streptophyta, Magnoliopsida, Malpighiales, Salicaceae. The record is from RefSeq and is a predicted model, not a curated record.